Messenger RNA from Chaetomium fimeti, 515 nucleotides. RefSeq lists its product as uncharacterized. The record is from RefSeq and is a predicted model, not a curated record. The transcript has a single exon. The coding region runs from base 148 to 468 and encodes 106 amino acids. Lineage: Eukaryota; Fungi; Ascomycota; Sordariomycetes; Sordariales; Chaetomiaceae.
GGCAAAAACAGUCGGUGGUGCAGGUAAUUAAGCCUCCUCCCUCUACACAGCAAACCCGGCAUCAAACCACCCCAACCAGACAGACAGACACUAACCCCCCCCCCCUUACAACAGCCGGCCUUCUUCUGCCCCUCGACCGGCCUCGAGAUGGCCGACGGCGACCCGCUCGGCCUGUGCGCGCACUGCGGCGCCUGCCACGACCUGAUCUGGCAGUCCGUCUUCGUGUGCCCCAACACGGGCUACCGCAUCGAGCAGCCGCUGUCGGGCCGGCCCGACAAGGAGUGCCCGUCCUGCUUCCAGCUGCACCAGCCCUACAGCAAGCGCGUCUUCGUCUGCCCCGUCACGGGCGCCUCCAUCCCCCACCCGCGCGACACCCAGGGCAGGUGUCUGAAGUGCAGUCGCACGCAUGAGGACAACUCGACGCCGGUGGGGAGUCGGGAGGCGGUUAGUACGAGGGGCGGGAGGUGAUUUGAGGUCGGGAAUGUUGGUUUUGGUGUGGUUAUCGCAUCUCGGGG